Marasmius oreades (fairy-ring Marasmius) is the source of this 1426-nucleotide messenger RNA. RefSeq lists its product as uncharacterized. Lineage: Eukaryota; Fungi; Basidiomycota; Agaricomycetes; Agaricales; Marasmiaceae. The transcript is spliced from 5 exons. The record is from RefSeq and is a predicted model, not a curated record. Bases 18 to 779 code for a protein of 253 amino acids.
GUUCAACCUCGACCAACAUGCAAUCUCGAAACUUCGUAUUCGACCCUCGUCCCAACUUUCCCCUCCUAGUCACAGCCAAACGAUACUGGAACCCAGAGUCACCAUACAUCAACGACCCAACAGCCCUCACCCUUGUCUGUUUACAUGGGACCGGAUUUCACAAAGAACAGUGGGAACCAGCGAUAGAUGACCUCCUUGCGCUGGUGAAAGCGAAGAACGACCAAGUGCGGAUACGAGAGGUAUGGAGUAUAGACGCACCGAAUCAUGGCGAUGCUGCCGUUUUGAACGAAGAGACGCUAUCUUGGGGAUAUGAAGUAUCAUUUAGAUGGGAAGACUAUGGUCGUGCCACACAUUCACUUCUUGCGGGCCUUGGGAAAGGAAUAGAUAUGGAUUUUAGCAAGCAUAGAUUGAUUGGAGUCGGCCACUCUAUGGGUGCAGUAUCAUUACUGCUCUCGACCAAUUUCUUCCCGGUCAUCAAAUUCGAAGCAGUCAUCCUCAUUGAAACUAUGACCAUGAUGAAGAAAUCAAGCGCCCCGUUCAUAUCAAUCGAAACGAAUGUGCUUGCUAGUGGGUCCAUCAGCCGGCGAGAUAUAUGGCCAUCGAAAGAAGAAGCCUAUCAAUCACUCAAAAGUAGGGCGGCUUGGAAAGUUUGGGAUGAUAGAGUAUUGAGGACUUAUACCGUGCGUCCGUCUCCUCUAUCCCUAGGCGUUCUCGUAGUGUCGUUGACAUUGCAAACAGGAACAAGGCAUGAGGCCGCUGCCCACAAAAGAUUAUCCUGACAAAACCGAGGGUGUUACUCUCAAAUGCACCAGAAAACAGGAAACGGCAUGUUAUCUUGACACGGGUCACUCCCUUGUGUAUCGGAACUUCAAGACAUUUGCGAAACGCAUUCCGAUUCACUUUAUAUAUGGCGCAGUAUUCGAUUAUCUGUCAGUGUGCUUCUCACUGAAAUUUAAAGGACUCACUCGUUACUGCAUUCCCAUAGAUCAAAAGAAAUAAAGGACGAUGUAAUUGAGAACGCGAUUGGCGGAGUACAAAAUCUAGCUUCCUUUGCACUCAUACCUAAUGCUGGACAUUUGGCCCUGCAAACACAUCCUACCGGAGUAGCGCAAGCAGUAUACGACGCUCUCAUGAUCGUGGUUCGAACCUCCAAAUUGUAGCAAAGAAGGUAAUUAAACAAUUCCUUCAAUCAGACGGUCAAUGCCCGACAGCGAUGACGGCAGGUCAUUUCUGGUGGCCUUGAACCUGCCUAGGUCUACAUAAUGGGUGUAGUCUAGGCCUUACAAAGUCAUCUGUCAAGCUAGAGUUUUCCCCUUGACUUAGGAGCAAAGUCAAAAGACUGGUGGUGUGUUUGUCCAUCUGAUUAUGAUUAUACAAUUCUUGGCCAUGGAAGUUUCUCGCAUAUCGGCGUGCGCCCACAUCCGGA